Molecule: messenger RNA, 3408 nt
Organism: Periconia digitata
Lineage: Eukaryota; Fungi; Ascomycota; Dothideomycetes; Pleosporales; Periconiaceae
Source: the annotation of a GenBank genome assembly
ACCGCCAACAUGGCACAAGUGCUGCCGGCGAAGCGCUCCCGAGGGUUCACAGGACCCAUACAACCGCGAAAGAAACGUCCGCGCGUUUCCGUAGAGCCCAGCGAGUCGGACGAUUCCUCCCGCUCUUCUCCGGUCGAGAAUACCCAAGACGUAACCGCCGAUGACGAAGAGGAUGAGGCCGCAUACAUUCGAGCAACCCAGAUUGUGCAGAAAAGUCUGAAAAGGAGUCAGAAUAAAAAGAAUGUACCGGCCGAAGCGGGGAUUAUUGAAGAGGUCCGAUGUACGAAUUUCAUGUGCCAUGAACAACUCACAGUUCCUCUCGGUCCAUUGAUCAACUUCAUCAUCGGACAUAAUGGGAGUGGAAAAAGUGCGGUGCUGACAGCGCUCACGAUAUGUCUUGGGGGCAAAGCUAGUGCGACCAAUCGUGGACAGAAUCUUAAAAGCUUCAUCAAAGCCGGACGCGAAUAUUGCAAUCUUGCUGUGAAGAUUAAGAACCGGGGCGCUUUUGCGUACAGGCCAGAAGUUUACGGUGAUUCGAUUAUUGUCGAGCGGCACUUCAACUUGGCCGGCACAUCGGGGUUCAAAUUGAAAGACAGGAGCGGCAAGAUAGUGUCUGUGAAGAAGGCUGACGUCGAAGAUGUCAUUGAUGCAUUUGCUAUGCAGCUUGACAAUCCCAUGAAUGUUCUUACUCAGGACAUGGCCCGGCAGUUCUUGAAUGACUCUAAUGCCCGGGACAAGUACAGAUUUUUUCUAAAAGGCACGCAGCUUGAGGCACUUGACAAUGAUUAUAGGCAGAUAGCUGCAGAGCUGGAGGAACAGGAAGCCAAAGCUCAAGAAUACAAAGGCCAUGUAGAAAUUUACCAGAAGAGGUACGAGGAAGCUGUCGCAAAGGCCAGAAAUGCGGAAAAUAUCAAACGAAUGAAAAAGAAAGAACAAGGUCUCGCCUACCAAGCGGCAUGGGCGCAAGUGCAGGCUGAGGAGGGGGAACUGAAGACGAUGGACUCCGAGAUCGAACGUAUCGGCUCUUUGAUUGAAAACAGAAAGAGCAAGGCAGAUACAGAAUCCGCCAACUAUGCGCGCUGUAACGAAGCACUGGAGGACGCAAAAGAAGAGAUCCAGCGAUGCGACGCUGAAAUGCAACCAACACAGGACGAUAUCAAGGAGAAGAAAGAAAAGUGGGGUGAAGUCAAAGCCCGCGUCUUCCGUCUCAAGGGAGAUGAACGAAAAAUUAUAAGCGGUAUCUCUGCCAGUACAAAGACAGUAGCACUAUCUCAGUCGAGAAUUGAUGAACAGAAAGAGCUGCAGGCACAAGCAGACAAUGGCAUACAUGCCCAAAAGCUGCAGGAGUACGAAGAAGCAAAAGCCAUGUAUGAACAGCGAAAGUCCGAGUGGGAAAUUCAUGGUGAAGGCGUACACGAUCUCGCCCAGGAGCUUGCUCAAGCAAAAAGCAAUAAGGCUGAGACGGAUACAAAGACCUCGAAAAAGCGCGGUGAAGAGAAGGCUUCGGACACGAAAAUUCGUGAGUUGAAGCAAGUGAACCGCAGCUGGAUCGAUUCAUAUCGAGAUCCCAAAACCCUCGCCUAUGUUUUGCGCGAGAUUGAAGCGGAAACCAGAUUCAAGACACGUCCGGUGGGACCAAUCGGUCGUCACGUGGAACUCCUCAAACCUCAAUGGGGCAGUAUCCUAGAAAAAUCGUUUGGCCCUGCCCUAGAAGCAUUCGUGGUGACUAAUAAAGCCGACCAAAGCCUUCUCUCUGCUAUCAUGAAGCGAGCGAAUCACCAGGCGCCCAUCUAUAUUCCCAGCAGUACGACACCCAUCGAUACAUCAGGGCAGGAACCCGACAGCGAACUUCUGACAUGGAUGCGAGCGCUCAAGAUCAACAACGACCUGGUCCGAAACCAGUUGAUCAUCAACCUGAAGAUCGAGAAGAUAGUCUUGAUUGAAAAACGACUAGAAGCACAAGAGUUCAUGGAUAGGCCCGCGUUCGAGCGGAAAAACGUAGCCGUGUGUUUCUCCAUGUCGGAUAUGAGCCGCAGAAUGGGCCAUUCAUUCACCACGAAUGAGAGUGGCACCACCAGCACCUUCAGCUAUAUUGACGAGUAUAAAGGGCAGUUCCGCAUGCAAGCGGACAAGGGACCGCAAAUACAAGACGAAGAGGAAAACCUUGCAUCCAUCCGGAGAGAAAUACAAACUCUCCAGGCCGAUGCGCGAGACAAGCUACAACAUGUAAAUGACUGUCAGGCUAGUUUAGCCGAGCACGCGAAGGAGAAAAAAACCUUGAAAGUGAAGAUGGAUCGGGCUCAAGAUGACAUGACGAGGUUGGAAGGAGAAGUUGCUGCAUCGAUCCCCGAUGCCGCAAUGGUGGAGCAGUUGGAGGUCGAGCUGAAAGAGGCGCAAGCGAACUUGGAAGCUGACGAGAGGCAAUACGAGGACCUUACCACUGCGCUUGAUGAGGCAAACACAGAGUCGCGUACACACAAGACAGAGGUGGAUAGGCUGAGCCGUGUUCUCGAUGAAGUUCAGUAUCGAUCAGAGCAAGUCAAGGCAAGACUGGCGACGCUGUCGCAGAAAAGAGAUGAAGCCUUGCGAGCGAAGAAUAAAGCCCUAGACGAGGUCCAAGCAGCCGAGACCAACAAGACGGAGUGGGAAAACAAACGCGCAGCUCAACAACUUCAACUCGACGACUACCUGAAGAGUGCUACCGAGAUCUCGCCACGCGUAGAGGUACCGGAAGGGCAGACAUUCGCCUCGCUCUUGAAAAAAUUGGAGGUACUACAGAAAGAACGGGUGCGUGCCGAAAAACAACUUGGUGGCUCGGAGCAGGAACUCUACGAGAAGGCAGUCGAGGCUCAGAAGGCAUGGCACGAGGCUAAGAAGAGUAUCAACAGCGCCCAAGCCGUGCAAGACAAACUGAAACAAGCGUUGGUAACGCGCAAAAGGCGGUGGUUGGAGUUCCGUCAGAGGAUCACGACUCGAGCGCGCAUCAUUUUCAACUAUCUUCUCAGCGAGCGACAGUUCCGUGGCAGCCUCAACGUGGAUCAUGCAAACCAACGGCUUGACAUUGAGGUGCAACCGGAUAUCACGGUGCAGAGUGCAGCAGGACGUCAAACCAAGACACUGUCGGGCGGCGAAAAGUCAUUCUCGACCAUCUGCUUACUUCUCGCGCUUUGGGACGCCAUGGGCUCUCCGAUCCGAUGCUUGGACGAAUUUGACGUAUUCAUGGACUCUGUCAAUCGCGACGUGAGCAUGACUCUGAUCAUUGGAGCAGCACGACGAGCAGUGGGAAGGCAGUACAUUCUGAUUACGCCUCAAUCAAUGAACAACAGAAAGGUGCACAGUAUGGACGACGUGAAGAUUAUCCGCAUGGAAGAUCCGGAACGAGGACAGACAGCGCUCAAAUUGGGAUGA